AUGGCCCGGAAUAAACCCCGUCUGUAUGUGGCAUUGUAUGCCAGAGGAGGUGCUGCCAGGAUGCCAGGAGGCGAGGACAGAUAUCACUGGGCUCUGAUCACCGGCCCCAAGCGAGAAGCCGAUGCUUCUCGCGGGAAACGAUACCAUGCCAAAGAGCCACGACCAGGAGUGUGGGAGUACAGCGAACAAAACACUGGCACCGCAUCCACCCUCAUGAUCCUGGUCCGUAUCCGUACCGCCAAAGUCAAGAACAUGGUCCGGCUCGAACAGGUACUGCGGAGUGUACCCAUUAGGGUUGGGCAGCCGGGUUGGAACUGCGUGGAGUGGGUCAGAGAGGCGUUGUCAGCACUGGCCGGAGACGGGAAGGCCCUCGGGACUUCCAGGAUUGACUGGCAGACUAGCCAGGCCGGGCCAGUUCAAUCCCCGGGUGGUGCCGACUUUUGA
Podospora pseudopauciseta is the source of this 444-nucleotide messenger RNA. RefSeq lists its product as uncharacterized. The record is from RefSeq and is a predicted model, not a curated record. The transcript has 3 exons. The coding region runs from base 1 to 444 and encodes 147 amino acids. NCBI's taxonomy places the organism in Eukaryota, Fungi, Ascomycota, Sordariomycetes, Sordariales, Podosporaceae.